Messenger RNA from Prunus armeniaca (apricot), 333 nucleotides. The record is from the annotation of a GenBank genome assembly. Lineage: Eukaryota; Viridiplantae; Streptophyta; Magnoliopsida; Rosales; Rosaceae.
AUGAUGGGUAAGAGGUGCUGGCUUUCAUCAAUACUCGGCAACCUCCAUGACCACGAGAGGGUCAUGAAAGAGUACCAAGCUAUGAAAGAGGAGAUCAAGGCCAGGGCACUCAAGGAAGAUUGGGACUUACUAAUAAAGGAUUACAACGUUUGCAUUGUGUUUCUGCCGGUCUUGUCCAACUGCCGUCAACUUAGAGAGAAGUGGGUAGUCUUCAACAGGGGAGAAGGUGAUGACCUUCAGCAAGGGAAGAGCCUGCAGAAGACAAAGUAUGAGAAGCAGUCGUCAAGCUUCAAACACCGGUGUGAUGCCAGCCAAAGGCUCUCCGAUGCCUAA